AUGCAACAUUUGUCAGAGUCGGUAUACGAAGGACUGUGCUGUAUUGUAGGAACCUCACGAGUUGUAGCCAUGAGGAGAGAUGUGGUGGAUAUUGUGGAGAUAGUAGGAAACCAAUUACUAAAGAAUUUUCAUAAAAUGUUAAGUGGAAGUCAGAAAGAAGGCUUACGAUUGAAAGGAUCUGACUUUGACAACAUGAUAUGGACAACACACGACAAAGUGAUAUGGAAUUUAUCUCAGACUAGAUAUCAUCAGGAAGUUAGACAAAGAUUAAUUCUAGCGGAUGUCAGACAUAGUCCUCCAGGAUUCGCUUUACUUCAGAAUUUCGGUAGUUGGCUUGACUUUACAGAUAAACCUGAUUCUUUUAUGCAUGGUCCAUGUGUCAGUGGAGUGAGUUAUAACGGUGUAGAAUAUGAUUUUGCCUACUGUUUUGCUAGUGAUUUUUGGCCUCCAUCUGCUUCCUCAUGGAUUGACAGAUGUCACUCUUGGCCCCAGCCUGCUGUUGUUAAUGAUGUAGUAAAAAGUGGAUGUCACUUUGUACCAAUUGGACAUAAACUAGGAAACCAUCCAGAUGAAGAAUGGAGAAUUUCUUUCUCUCUGGCAGAACAAAAACUUGUCUAUGCAAUGAACCAUUGUCAAUUACUUGUGUAUGGACUCCUUAAAAUAUCAUUAAAGGAAGUAUUUUACAUAAUGCUUGGGAAUAGCUGUAACUUACUGUGUUCCUAUCAUAUGAAGACAGCAAUAUUCUGGGUGCUCCAACAAAACUUUAUUCCUUACUGGCAUCCACAAAAUCUCCUGGAGUGUUUCUGGGUAUGCUUUAAGCUCAUCCUUAAAUGGGUCUACGAGGGUAUCUGUCCUAACUUUUUUAUUCCAGAAAACAACAUGUGUCUUCAAAAUAUCUAUGGUGAAGCACAAAAGAAUUUAUUCAAUGGAUUACAUACACUCUAUCUGAGGGGAAUAUCAUUUCUGCUAUUCAGUCCCUCAAUUAGGCCUUAUCUUGUUAUUUAUGUUCUUCAAAAUCCUAGACUCUACAUUUGUACAGAUGAAUGUACUAUCAUUUCUGAGUUUGAUUUUGAAAUGAAACUAUUUAAGGAGAUUAAGGGACAAGCAAGAUUACAUGUACCUGUAGCAGACUUCAAUACAUUUAUGAAAGCCUUAAACAUAAUAGAACAACUCUAUAUCAAUGGUUCUUCCCUCUCUCCAUACCAUUUUUUUACAUUAAAGAGACUUAGAGUGGUGGCACUUCAAAAUACUACUUUCUUAUUACACAUGCACAUUAACUCUGGUGCAAUUAACAAAUUGAGGUAUAGUGCUGACAAAUUAGCCCGAAAUAUGCUUAAAUUAGCAGCCAAGACUGACUGUAUUUCUGACCUGUUGUACCUUGGAAUUUAUUAUUACAAGACAUUUAGAUUUAAGGAAGCUUUAUCUGUUAUAAAAAAGACAAAAGACAAGUUAGCACAACCUUAUUUGGUGUAUGAAAGUUAUACCGAAGCUUUUGGAGAACAUACUUGGUCUGCAACAAUGAGAGAGACUCGAGCAAUUGAAAUAAUACUUUUCAAUAAAAUCUGUUAUAUCAAUGAAUUAAUGCCAGAACAAGAGUCUAGUUUACAGAAUAGAUCAGGAGUAUUAGUGAUUAAUGUCCACAUAUUUUCACACAUGUUAGAAUUCUUUUGCUAUUGCAACAUUGACCCAAUAAAAGCAAAAUCAGCAUUAGAUGAUCUUCAAAACAUUGUAUACAAUUAUCAGGGGUUUAACCAUAAAGAAUUGAGGGACAUUGUCUGGCAAAUUCUUGGGAUAUGCCAACAGAUGGCAGGGGAGCUGCAGGCUGCUCUACACUCUUACCAACAAUCCCUCCAGUAUAAAUACCACGGAAUACAAAGAGCUACACUAAUGAGAGUACAAAGUCUACACUGUGAAGGUGGUCUAUAA
Messenger RNA from Saccostrea cuccullata (small rock oyster), 1926 nucleotides. RefSeq lists its product as uncharacterized. The transcript is spliced from 2 exons. NCBI's taxonomy places the organism in Eukaryota, Metazoa, Mollusca, Bivalvia, Ostreida, Ostreidae. The coding region runs from base 1 to 1926 and encodes 641 amino acids. The record is from RefSeq and is a predicted model, not a curated record.